GGCAGGGCGGGCGCACGCGGAACAGUUUCGGCGGUGAGUGAGGAAAGGAAUAAUGCUGACAGCAUGUCUGCACACUCCAUGCUCUGUGAACGAAUAGCCAUAGCCAAGGAACUGAUCAAGAGAGCAGAAUCCCUUUCUAGAUCAAGAAAAGGUGGCAUAGAAGGUGGUGCUAAGCUGUGCAGCAAAUUGAAGGCAGAAUUAAAAUUCUUACAAAAAGUAGAAGCUGGGAAAGUAGCUAUUAAAGAAUCCCAUUUACAGAGCACGAAUCUAACACACUUAAGAGCCAUUGUGGAAUCAGCAGAAAACCUGGAAGAAGUUGUUAGUGUUCUUCAUGUCUUCGGUUACACAGAUACAUUGGGAGAAAAGCAGACCCUUGUGGUGGAUGUAGUUGCAAAUGGUGGUCAUACCUGGGUGAAAGCUAUUGGCCGAAAGGCUGAAGCACUGCAUAACAUUUGGCUGGGCAGGGGCCAGUAUGGUGACAAAAGCAUCAUUGAGCAGGCAGAAGACUUCCUCCAGGCCAGUCACCAGCAGCCAGUGCAAUAUAGCAACCCUCACAUUAUCUUUGCGUUUUACAACAGUGUCUCCAGCCCCAUGGCAGAAAAGCUGAAAGAAAUGGGCAUAGCUGUGAGAGGAGACAUAGUGGCAGUUAACUCUCUGUUAGAUCACCCUGAAGAGCUCCAACAGAGUGAGAGUGAAUCGGAUGAUGAGGGCCCAGAACUUUUGCAGGUGACCAGAGUAGACCGAGCAAAUAUACUAGCAAGUGUUGCGUUUCCAACAGAGAUUAAGGUCAAUGUGUGCAAAAGAGUAAAUCUGGACAUUACUACUUUAAUUACAUAUGUAUCUGCCCUCAGUUAUGGAGGCUGCCACUUCAUCUUCAAAGAAAAAGUACUCACAGAACAAGCAGAGCAGGAGAGGAAAGAGCAGGUUCUACCUCAGCUGGAGACAUUUAUGAAGGACAAGGAGUUGUUUGCUUGUGAAUCUGCUGUCAAGGAUUUUCAGUCUAUUCUAGAUACCUUAGGGGGACCUGGGGAGAGAGAGAGGGCCACUAUGCUAAUUAAGCGAAUCAGUGUGGUACCAGACCAGCCUUCUGAGCGUGCCUUGAGACUAGUGGCUAGUUCAAAAAUCAAUAGCCGCUCAUUAACUAUAUUUGGAACAGGAGACACCCUAAAAGCCAUCACAAUGACUGCAAAUAGUGGUUUUGUCAGAGCUGCUAACAACCAGGGUGUUAAGUUUAGUGUGUUUAUCCAUCAGCCCAGAGCACUUACUGAGAGCAAAGAGGCCCUAGCUACCCCUUUACCAAAAGUCUACACAACUGGCAGAGAAUACUAAUGAUAAGCCCGUGGAAAUAAGUUAUCUAUGUACCAAAGGUUCGAUUUUUCCAUGUAAAUUGGAAGGGGGAAAAAAGGUCUUUAGUAAGGAUAAUUAUUUAGAACUCUCAAACCAGUAGUUUUUCAUGUCUCAUCUAUAUUUAAAGUGUAUAUAACCUAAAGUAGAAACAGCACAAGAGACGACUUUAUUUCUCAAAUUGUCUGUUAUACAGCAAUUAAGAACAAAACCGCAUUUACAUAAAGCUUUUAGCUGUAUUGCAAUAGUUUAAUUUGUUUGAUUCAGUAGGGUUACAAUCUUCUGCCCCCCAAUAGAUAAUCACAUUUCAUGGAAUAUGGGUACACUGCAUCUUGCAUUAAAUUGAGAUAAUUC
Trichechus manatus latirostris (Florida manatee) is the source of this 1698-nucleotide messenger RNA. It is a transcript of the gene CUNH7orf25, whose product is annotated as chromosome unknown C7orf25 homolog. The record is from RefSeq and is a predicted model, not a curated record. Lineage: Eukaryota; Metazoa; Chordata; Mammalia; Sirenia; Trichechidae. The coding region runs from base 64 to 1329 and encodes 421 amino acids. The transcript has 2 exons.